UGUAUCUAGGGGAUAACUUUCUAACAGGCGAGUUGCCUCCCAGCAUGUCCAAUCUUUCCAAACUAGUUGAGUUAGAUUUAUCUUCCAAUAUGCUUUCAGGUGAGUUAGUACCACAACUCAUUGCCAACUGGACACAAUUAACUUCCUUGUUUCUAGAUAGCAGUAAUCUCACUGGAAGGAUUCCCUCUGAAAUUAGUUUAUUGACACAACUUCAAUAUCUUUCCCUGAGUAGUAACCAGCUUUCAGGUUGCAUUCCCUCAAACAUUGGGGAUCUAAAAAAGUUGUCUAAACUUGGCCUUCAGAAAAACCACCUCUCUGGUUUAAUUCCUUCAACAAUUGGAAAUUUGACUCAGCUCUCACACUUAAACCUUUCAGAAAACAAUCUUAGUGAAUCAAUACCAUGGGAAAUAGGAUAUUUGACAUCACUAUCUAUUUUUUCCAUAAAUUCCAACUUGCUUCAUGGACCCCAGACCUUAUUAGUCAUUUGCAAUCUCACAUCUCUUGGACUACUUUCUCUAGCAAAUAACAAACUGAAUGGGCCUAUUCCAGAAUGCUUGGGAAACAUCAGGAGUCUAAGAAUAUUGAGUCUCUAUGAGAGUCAGAUUCAUGGAGAUAUUCCAGAAUCACUAUGCAAUGCAAGCCAAUUUCAAUUUCUUACCUUGGGAAGCAAUUACAUUAGUGGCUCAAUUCCAAAGUGUUUGGGAAAUUUUAGUAAUGAACUCUCAUUAUUGGAUCUUGAGCAAAAUAACUUAAAUGGUCCUAUGCACAAAGAGUUCUGUAGUAGUUCAACUCCUUUCAAAUUCCUUGGCUUAUCUGAUAAUUCUUUGAGCGGUGUUAUUCCUCCAUGUUUGGGAAAUCUAAGCACAACAUUGUCUCUACUUGAUUUAAGCAUGAAUCACUUUCAUGGAACCAUUCCAGCAGACAUUACAAGGGGUAAUGUUCUUCAAGCUCUCAUCUUGGAUCAUAACCAAUUUGAAGGACCUUUGUCUCGUACUCUCAUCAACUCUACAGCUCUCCAAGUCAUUGACGUUGGAAACAACAAGUUAAAUGACUCUUUCCCACACUGGUUAGAUGCUCUUCCACAAUUGAUAGUGCUCAUCUUAAGAUCAAAUCAUUUUCGUGGAGUGAUUGGAAAUCCUACCACCAAGCUUCCCUUCCCUAGGUUGCAAGUUUUUGAUCUCUCCAACAAUUAUUUCACUGGACCUCUUCCUACAUGUUAUUUGCUGCAUUUUACCGGGAUUAUAAAUAAUAUUAGUUCUGACUUACAAGUAACAUACAGAAAUAGCAUAUUCUAUUACCACCGGUAUAGCUCUGCAAUGCUAGUGGUGAAAGGGUCCGAGCAGUCCGUGGCACAAAUUCUAAAGCUUUACACGAGUAUCGACUUAUCAAGUAACAUGUUCCAUGGAGAGAUUCCUGUUUCAAUAGGAAACCACCUUUAUACUCUUCGGCUUCUUAAUCUGUCUCACAACAGCCUCACUGGCCAUAUACCUCCAUCACUCGAAGAUAUGACUUUGCUUGAGGCCCUAGACAUCUCCAACAACCAACUCACAGGGGAGAUUCCGUGGCAACUCUCAAACCUUGGAUUUCUCGGUGUUCUAAACCUCUCCUAUAAUCACUUAUCUGGAGCUAUACCCCGCAGUAGACACCUUGAUACAUUUGGCAACGACUCCUAUUUGGGGAACACAGCAUUGUGCGGGUUCCCGUUGACACUAGAAUGUGAAGCUAAAAACCCACCUAUGCACUCAAAAGAAGAGGAGGAGGAAGAGGAUUCAGGUUUUUUUAAUGGAUUUUCGUGGCAGAGCGUGACGAUAGGGUACUGCUGUGCAUUUCCAUUUGGAGUUUGUGUGGGAUAUUUUGGUCUGCGAUGUGGAAAACUCAACUGGUUGCUAAGGAAACUCACAUGGGAGAGAAGAAAGGGUUCCAAAAAUACUGUUCCAAGAAGACAUGCCAGAAGAACAAAUUAAAUUAAAUUUGCAAAGGCGGGCAGAUUAAAAGGGCAGCGCACGCACCUUUACACCCGCCCACACUUCUCAAUUGCUUCGAUCUAUUGAUUGGUCAUGGGAACCUUACUUGAUGGAGUACAGUACUACUUUUAAUUUGUAUAAUGUCUUUUCCCUAUUGUUUGUUGUGUUUUUUCCAGUAAUUAAUUUAGUAUACUCUGCAGAUUUGAAGAUAUUUUAAAACUAUUGUCAGAGUGUUUUUUUU
This is a messenger RNA of Ipomoea nil (Japanese morning glory), 2205 nucleotides long. RefSeq names its product receptor-like protein 12. Gene Ontology annotation, molecular function: protein binding. The record is from RefSeq and is a predicted model, not a curated record. Lineage: Eukaryota; Viridiplantae; Streptophyta; Magnoliopsida; Solanales; Convolvulaceae. The transcript is spliced from 2 exons. Bases 45 to 1964 code for a protein of 639 amino acids.